Aspergillus oryzae RIB40 is the source of this 1431-nucleotide messenger RNA. Its product is annotated as inositol phosphosphingolipid phospholipase. Gene Ontology annotation, molecular function: sphingomyelin phosphodiesterase activity. The record is from RefSeq and is a predicted model, not a curated record. The transcript has a single exon. The coding region runs from base 1 to 1431 and encodes 476 amino acids. Lineage: Eukaryota; Fungi; Ascomycota; Eurotiomycetes; Eurotiales; Aspergillaceae. Gene Ontology annotation, cellular component: cytoplasm.
AUGUCAGCCCAGUCCACCGUCUACCCCUCCGAAGCUCCCUCCCAGAUCCGCAUCUUCACCCUGAACUGCUGGGGCCUCAAAUACCUCGCCAAAUACCGCCACGAGCGUCUCUCAGAGAUCGGUCGCCAGCUGGCCCUGGCCGACCCUGCACCCGAAAUUGUCGGACUCCAAGAAUGUUGGACACAACAAGAUUACGAGAGCAUCCGUGAGCAGACUCGUCACCUCCUUCCCUAUGGCAAGUUCUACUUCGGCGGCGUGAUGGGCGCGGGGCUCGCCAUUCUCUCGAAAUGGCCCAUUGAAGAGAGCUCCAUGUAUGGCUAUCCGCUAAAUGGACGUCCAACGGCCUUCUUCCGCGGCGACUGGUACGUCGGGAAGGGUGUUGCCUGUGCCCGUGUACGCUUCGGUCCCGGAGCCAGCGACGUCGCCGAAGUGUUCUGCACGCAUCUCCACGCCCCUUACGAGAAGGAACCGAAUGAUUCGUAUAUCUGCCAUCGCACCGCGCAAGCUUGGGAAAUCGCAAAGUUGAUGCGCGGCGCCGCAGAGAGAGGCCACCUUGCCAUUGGACUGGGCGACUUUAAUAUGGUGCCGUCGUCGUUCGCACACCAGCUUAUCCGCGCCCAUAGUCCCGUCCAGGAUGUAUGGCAGGCUAUAUACCCAGACUCGUCCGUGGCCGCCCCCAUCGACCCCAUUGAACAGAAACGAGGCAAACCGACCCCGUCAGCCGAGUUCAACCUCCACGUGAACGGCGCCACAUGCGACGGCAAAUUCAACACCUGGCGCUGGACCAAGGAGGAACGCAAACGGCUAGAGAAGGGGGAGGAGAUCGCUGUCGACAAGGAUGCUCCCUGUCCGAGGGGAAAACGGCUGGAUUAUAUCUUUGUCGGAGACGGCGGAUAUCCGCCUGCCUUCCCUGCGCCCCAAUGGUCCGUCGAGUCCGUCAAUAUCGGCAUGACACAGCGUCAUCCCACGCUCCGUUGCUCGCUGAGCGACCAUUUUGCCGUCGAAGCCACCAUCACCCGCUCUCCGCGUCCCUCUGAAGCGGACAACUUGACAGACAAUAAACUUCGCCAGUCCGUGGUUCCGAAUACAGCCCUAUCUCCAGACACCUAUGAUCGUAUCAUCGACAUGAUUCACACCUAUGUUCAACGCGAACGGUCUCAGCGGCGUUGGCGCCUGGCUCACUUUAUUAUCUCGGUGUUUGUAUCCAUCGGCUGCUUUGUCGGCGUUUGGUGGACGGGUGAUCUGCCGUAUGUGGCGUUCAUCUUGGUUUUGGUCAGUACCUUGAGCUUCGGAGCUGGGAUUCUAGAUGGAUUGAUUGGCGGGCUAUUCAUGUCAAGCGAGCUGCGCGCGCUUAAGGAAUUCGAAUGGGAGGUGCGGAAUGCGAAAGAAUUAGUCGAGAAAAGUGGUGGAACUGGGCAGAAGUUGGAAUGA